AUUGUUUUAUUCAUUUGAAAACUUAAUUAGUUGACUUGACUUUGUAUUAGAUCAUAAAGGAGAGGGGGGAAAACAAAGUCUCGCCCCUAUAAUCCUACUUUUGAUAUGAUCUCACUUGUAAUGAACUUUGCAUCUUCUCUUCUCUUAGACGAUAGAAUUGACUUCCAUCAAUGGCGAACAAACAAUAACCACAAGAACUAAUCUUCUGAUAAAAGCAAUUCCAAUUUCCAACUGAAAAGAGCAAUCCUCUUAUGAUUGAAAUGACUUCUCAACAACUACGAGCACAAAUAAAAUAGUAACCAAGUUGAAAUUUCGAACUAUUCAUCUUCCCAAAUUCAAAGAUUGUGACACAUUGGGAGGAAAAAAAAAACUAGUAUUAAAUGAUAUUUCAAACAAAUAACAUCAACAUAUCUAUCCCAUACAAAUCCAGAAAGAGUUUUAAUUUCCUCUUCAAUCAAAAUCAAUGGCAAUUUCGCCUCCUCCUCCACUGGUUCAGUUCAUCUGUAUUUUCAUUUUAGCUUUCGAAGCUUCACCUUUUUUUACCGUUGGAUCCUCCUCCUCCAUCUCCAACCUUGAAUCAGACAAGCAAGCUUUGAUUUCCCUAAAGUCUGGAUUCAAUAACCUUAAUCUUUACGACCCUUUAUCUUCUUGGGAUCAAAAUUCAUCUCCUUGCAAUUGGACAGGAGUAACCUGCAAUGAAGAUGGUGAAAGAGUUGUUGAGCUUGAUCUUUCUGGGUUAGCUCUUGCAGGGUCUCUGCAUAUGCAAAUUGGCAAUCUUUCAUUCCUCAAAUCCCUUCAACUUCAAAACAACCAAUUAACAGGUCCAAUUCCAAUUCAAAUUGGCAAUCUUUUUCGCUUGCAAGUUCUGAAUAUGAGCUUCAAUUACAUAAGAGGUAGCCUCCCUUUCAACAUCAGUGGAAUGACAGAGCUUGAGAUUCUUGACUUGACUUCAAACAGAAUCACAAGCCAAAUUCCACAAGCACUUAGCCAUUUGACAAAGCUCAAAGUUUUGAACUUGGGACAGAAUCAUCUCUAUGGUACAAUUCCCCCAUCUUUUGGGAACCUUACUUCUCUCGUAACCUUAAAUUUAGGAACCAAUUCAGUGAGUGGUUCGAUUCCUUCUGAAUUGGGUCGUCUUCAAAAUUUGAAGGAUUUCAUGAUUUCCAUUAAUAAUUUCAGUGGUAUUGUUCCCUCUAGCAUUUACAACAUGUCUUCAUUGGUUACCUUGAUAUUAGCUGCAAAUCGUCUUCAUGGAACACUCCCCAAGGAUUUUGGAGAUAGUCUCCCAAAUCUUUUGUUCUUCAAUUUCUGUUUCAAUAGAUUUUCAGGGACAAUUCCAGAAUCAAUGCACAAUAUGACUCAAAUACGAAUUAUACGCUUUGCUCAUAACCUUUUUGAAGGCACAAUCCCACCAGGUUUGGAAAAUUUACCUAAUCUUCAAAUGUAUUAUAUUGGACAUAACAAGAUCGUUAGUUCAGGUCCAAAUGGGCUUAGUUUCAUCACUUCAUUAACCAAUAGCUCUCGUCUUACUUUCAUUGCGGUUGAUGAAAACUAUUUAGAAGGUGCGAUUCCUGAAUCCAUUGGAAAUCUUUCUAAAGUCUUCUCAAGAUUAUACAUGGGAGGGAAUCGAAUUUAUGGGAAUAUACCAUCUUCAGUUGGUAAUCUUCGUAGCUUAACUCUGUUGAAUUUGAACAAAAACUUGCUAACUGGUGAAAUCCCACCUCAAAUUGGCCACUUGGAGCAAUUACAAUUGUUGGGGUUAGCUAAAAAUCAGAUCUUUGGUAGAAUUCCAAGCUCAUUGGGGAACCUUAGAAAAUUAAACCACAUUGAUUUGUCAGAAAACAAUCUUAUUGGGAAUAUCCCCGUUUCUUUUGGGAACUUCACAAACUUGCUUGCAAUGGAUUUGUCAAAAAAUAAACUCAGUGGGGAAAUACCCAAAGAGGCUCUAAAUUAUCCUAGUUUGAGUAUGAUUUUGAAUCUUUCCAACAAUAUGCUAAGUGGGAAUUUGCCUAAAGAAAUUGGGUUCCUUGAAAAUGUUGAGAAAAUGGACAUCUCUGAAAAUCUCUUUUCUGGCAACAUUCCUCCUUCCAUUGUUGGCUGCAAGAGCUUGGAGGUAUUAACAAUGGCGAAGAAUGAAUUUUCAGGUCAAAUUCCAAGUACUAUUGGAGAAAUCACGGGGCUUCGAGCUUUAGAUCUUUCCUCCAACAAACUUUCAGGUCCCAUUCCUAAGAAUCUCCAAAACAGAGCAGUAAUACAGCUCUUGAAUCUCUCAUUUAACGAUCUCGAAGGAGUGGUUUCUGAAGGUGGAAGAGCCUACUUAGAAGGAAACCCAAAACUUUGCUUGCCUUCCUUGUGUCAAAAUAACAAACCCCACAACAAAAGAAGAAUCAAAAUCAUAUCUUUAACAGUCAUCUUCUCAACAUUAGCACUAGUCUGUUUCACAAUGAGAACUUGGUAUCAUCUGACUAAGAAAAAGUCAAAAACUUCACCGUCGUCAUCAACUAAUGAACUGAUCAAAAGGCAUCACGAAAUGGUCUCAUAUGAGGAGAUUCGAACCGGGACUGCAAAUUUCAGUGAAGAAAAUUUGUUGGGAAAGGGAAGUUUUGGGUCAGUUUACAAAGGGUAUUUAAAUCUAAAUCAAAUAGAUGGGGGAGUUUUUGCAAUCAAAGUGUUGAACAUUGAACGAAGUGGGUAUAUAAAGAGCUUUUUGUCGGAGUGUGAAGCAUUGAGAAACGUGAGGCAUCGGAAUUUAGUGAAACUGAUUACAUCUUGUUCGAGUAUAGACCGUGAAGGAAGGGAUUUUAGAGGUUUGGUUUAUGAGUUUUUGUGUAAUGGAAGCUUGGAGGAGUGGAUUUAUGGGAAAAGGCAUCAUUUGGAUGGAAGUGGGUUGGAUUUAAUGGAGAGAUUGAAGAUUGGGAUUGAUGUUGGGUGUGUUUUGGAGUAUCUUCACCAUGGAUGUCAAGUGCCGAUUGUUCACUGUGAUUUGAAGCCUGGUAACAUUUUAUUGGCGGAAGACAUGAGUGCAAAAGUUGGGGAUUUUGGGUUGGCCAGGUUGUUGAUGGAAAAUGAACCAAAUCAAUAUUCUUCCAUAACUUCUUCUCAUGUUCUUAAAGGUUCCAUUGGUUACAUUCCUCCAGAAUACGGUAUGGGAAGAACGGCAACGGUGGCCGGAGAUGUAUAUAGUUUUGGCAUUACUUUGUUGGAGCUUUUUACUGGAAAGAGUCCAACCGAUAAAGAAUUUAGCGAAGAACAAAGUCUAAUUAAAUGGGUUGAAUCCACUUAUUUGAGAGAUUUGAUGCAAACAGUUGCUAAUAAUCAAUUAAGCCUAAUUGGCUUUCAUUCCACUAAUCAAAUGGAUUGCUUGAUUGAAGUCAUCAACGUUGCCAUCUCUUGUGCUGCUCCUUCUCCUGAUAAACGCAUUACCAUUAAGGAUGCUCUUUUCAGGCUUCAAAAUGCUACAAAUUCCAUGUUGAGAAUGAAUUAGGACUUUGAUUUUCUGUUGUUAUUAGCAUAUACUUCAUUUUUUAAUAUUAAAUAUUUAAAUCACUAUAUCGUAUUUGUCGGAAAA
Benincasa hispida (wax gourd) is the source of this 3568-nucleotide messenger RNA. RefSeq lists its product as uncharacterized. Gene Ontology annotation, molecular function: protein binding; protein kinase activity; ATP binding. The record is from RefSeq and is a predicted model, not a curated record. Gene Ontology annotation, biological process: protein phosphorylation. Lineage: Eukaryota; Viridiplantae; Streptophyta; Magnoliopsida; Cucurbitales; Cucurbitaceae.